This is a messenger RNA of Acaulospora colombiana, 5322 nucleotides long. The record is from the annotation of a GenBank genome assembly. Lineage: Eukaryota; Fungi; Glomeromycota; Glomeromycetes; Diversisporales; Acaulosporaceae.
AUGUCGACGGCUGAUUCAGCAAGGCCUCAAUACGGAGAUGGUUCUAUAGAGAACCUCGGUUCGCCACCUGCAUUACGAGUGUGGAGAGAGCGCGCAAGGCGGGAGAACAGGGACGUUGGCUUCGUGCCGACAAUGGGUGCACUGCACCACGGUCAUCUAGAUCUGGGGCUGGCACUUGAUAACUCCGUGGCCAAAAAUUUCGUGCCACUUCCUCAACCGGUCGAGACGAGAUGCCAUCCCUACGAUUUCCCUCGAAACGCCUACCUGACAGACAAAGAGCGACAAGACUGGGCUCCAACAUUAUGGAGGAGUUUACAAGAAGGGAAGAAAGUAUGGAGGGAAACACUAGAGGCGUGUUACUCUCAAGGAGGGUUGUCCAGCGGGAAUAGCGAUAUCCAGUGCACUGGACUAAGGGAGAAAGUCAAGGAAGCAGCCGAACAAGUCAUCAUCGCGGCCUCAGAGUCAGCUAGCAAAGAUGAUACCCCAGUGACGAUUAAACUCGACUAUAUCGAGCUGAACUGGGUCGAUAAUUUGGAACUAGUGGGAAGCUUCAUGAUUGACUCAUCAAGUUCCAAGAACGAGGAUUCAGCCGAUGACAUGCGAAUGCCAGGGGUCCCAGCAAUGAUUUUAAGUGGUGCUGUGGCACGAAUGGCCUCUAUACUCAAACGAAUUAAACGCAAACAAUCUCCAGAAUCUUCCAUCUCGGACUCGCCUCCACCUGCUGAGACUUCUGGGGGAUCCAGUUCUGACUCAAAAUACCAGACGGCCCGGGAUAAUCUGAUCGGGGCGUCCAAAGUGGUCAAGGCGAUUGCGGAAGCGGCAUCAUUUCUGGGACCGUUGAAGUCUACGUGCGAAAUGGCGAUUCUAUUCCUGGAAAAGACGAAGAACCUUAUCAAUCACUCUAAAGUCUCAUAUCGAUACACUCGAGAGUUCAUGGCAAGCGUUACAGGAAAACCAGACGGAGCCACUGGCUACUGGACAACGAGACUUCCUCCAUGCGCUGAACGAUUAUAUCCAAUAGCCCGUCUCGGUCCCGAGAAAGCACGACCAAUGGGGACUCAGCACGAGACAUGCCUCAAAGGAACACGGGAACCGAUUCUUCAAGAGAUUCGACAAUGGGGGAAGGCUCAGACAGUCGAAAAGCAGCUCUUUUGGCUAUGCGAUAUAGGUGGAUCCGGUAAAUCUACUGUUGCGUACACAAUGUCCCAAGAGUGGGACGAGGAGCCGAACAUUUUCCUUGGUCGAUUCUUCUUUUCGAAGAAUGCUCGAGACACGUCUGAUAUAGACACAUUCUGCUCAACUCUCGCAAGGGACCUCGCAUCGAAGCACUCAAUAUUGAGCUCUAUAAUCACCGACGCACUCCAAACAGAUUCUCUCCUGACCGAGCGAGAUUUUACCAAGCAGUUCAAGAAACUGAUAGUAGAGCCUCUGUGCUCGAUUUCACAGGAUAUCAUUUUUGUAAUCGAUGCAGUGGACGAGUGCAAGCCCGAAUCACGAAAGCGAAUGCUGCGAGUAUUGCUGCAGGAGCUCGUAUCCCUCCCAAAUCUCAAGGUUCUUCUCACUAGUCGGCCCGAAUCGGACAUUAUGGAUCUACUUCGUGAUAAAGCGAUUGUUCGCAAUAUGCAUUUCGAGAUGCAAGGCUCGAACAACCAGUCGAACAUGGCGGACAUUACUUCAUACGUUGAUCACCACCUCACCAAGUUGCUGACUAGUCGAUACAGGCAACAAUUAGUAGCGCAAUCGAACGGGCUGUUCAUUUGGGUAUCAACAGCAAGGAUCGAGUUAGAGUUGGCAGCAGCGUAUAACUCGACACAGUUCAAAUCCACGUUGGCAUCUCUCCUAGCGAGAGGAAACGGAGGUGAUCUCGACACACUAUAUCUCGGAAUACUUAACAGGGUACUUAGAGGGGAUUCAAAGGACCUGAUACUUCGUGUGCUUGCGACUUUGGCCAUCUUAUAUGAGCCGGUAUCUAUCACGUGUCUGGGGAGAUUAAUCAAUGCUCAUGAUGAAGAACUUGAACUAGAAGUAAAGUCGAUGAGAAGCGUAUUUCGUGUAGACAAUACUAUCGAGUUUCUUCACCCUACGUUUCGGGAGUAUCUAACUAGUAUUCAAGGGAAAGGGACGAUCCCAGAUGCAUAUGCAUCCCAUACGGUUCUCGCCCUUGGUACUCUCGGAGCGCUACAGCGGGACUUGAAGAGGGAUGUGUGUAAUAUCGAUGUCCCUGGAGUCCCUUUCCCGGAUAACGCGAAAGUAGUAGAUCUGGAUGACCGAUUAUCGGCUCUUUCGCAAUCUUCGCCGAGUCUGCUUUAUAGCUCUCAGUACUGGGCAUUACAUGCAUCUCAAGCGGUACAAAAUGCUUCUGUGGCCGAGAGUCUGGGUGUUUUCUUGAAGACAAAGGUGCUCAAUCUGAUAGAAAUAUUGAGCUUGAUGGGUCAUUUACUCCGACUUCAAGACGUGUUGGAACUGCAAAGAAAACUUGAAGUGCAUUGGCCUGAAAACGAGGCGAUCGAGCUUUGCGAAGAGACUUGGAGAUUCGUACAAAGCCGCCAAUUAAUGCUCGAGAGGAGUGCAUUACACGUGUAUUCAUCGGGUUUACUAUUCCUCCCUGCACAUACAAAAUUGGGCGAUAUAUACAAAAAACCAUUUGAAUCAGAUCUACCACAGAUUAUAUGCGGGUUGGACGCCCAUUGGUCACAAUACCGAACACUGGCCGGGCACAGUGAUCUCGUUACGUGUUUUUCCAUAUCUCCAGAUGGAACUCGAGUCGUGUCUGGAUCUUAUGACGGCACAGUUCGAAUGUGGGAUGUAACUACCGGUGCAAGCCUGGGAAUUGUCAUGGAUGGUGACAGCGAUAUUAUUCACCUGGCGUACUCAUCAGAUGGUUCCCAUAUCAUCAUUGGCACUCGGUCAGGUUAUUUAGCAAAAUGGUAUGGGUUCACAAGUGAAACAAUUCAUAUCCAAUUACAAUGUAAUCUUGGGCGUGACGGUAUCUUGGAACUAUUCUUUUCGCCUGAUGAAACUCGAGUGGUCUAUUGUGACCCUAUAAAUGGACUGGGGUUGUGUGAUGUGAUGACAGGUGAAAUUAUUUCCCCAUUAAUCGAAGGAUAUCUUGGCUAUGAUGGGACUUUGGCCUCUUCACCUGACCAAACUCGAGUUGCCUGUAUCUUCGAAGGGUCAUUAUAUCUAUGGGAUGUCAAUACAGGCAAACAAAUCGCAUUUACCUCUCUCAUUGAUCAGAGAGCUACAUGCCUAGCUUUCUCACCAGAUAGCAGCCAGAUCACGCUGGGAUAUAGGAGUGGAACACUAGAACUAUGGAAUGCAGCCGCAAACUUGAGUUGCAUAGCCACUUGGGAAAGCCAGGCCGGUGUGAUAACGGCCCUGGCUUUCUCACCUGAUGGUACUCGAAUUAUUUUCGGCCAUGAACGUGGGGCAAUGGAGCUGCGGGAUUUGAUCACAGGUUCAAAGAUCAGCACCAUGUCAUGGGAACACACUGACCUCAGGAAUUUGAGAUUCUCGUCAGAUGGAAAUCGGAUUGUUUCUGUCUGUGGUGAUCACACAUUAUGGCUGUGGGAUGGGUUGACAGGUGCGAGUAUCGGACCACCUCUGAAAGGCCACACAAGUUUUAUCAGUUGUGUGUCAUUUUCCCCUGACAACACUCGAAUCAUUUCUGGAUCAUAUGACUACACAUUGCGAAUAUGGAAUGUGGCGACGAGUGGAAGGGAUGAGGCGAUGCAGGAGUGCCACGGAGAUGAGGUCACUUGUAUUGCAUUCUCACCCGAUGGCAGUCGCGUCAUUUCCGGUUCCGACGACUGGACAUUACAACUAUGGAAUGCAGAAACAGGCGCCGGCAUUGGCUCUGCGUGGGAUGAACACAUUGAUCCAAUUGUAUGUGUGGCCUUUUCGCCGGAUGGGACCCACGUCAUCUCUGCAGAACGGAGGGGUUCAUUGCGACUUUGGGAUGUGGCGAGUGGUGUCUGCAUCGGAGAGUUGGCAGCAAAUCUAUCGCAUGUUCGUCACAUUGCAUUUUCACCCGACGGCUCCAAAUUCGUUUCCUAUAAUGACGACAAUCCCUCACCAUCCUUGCAACUAUGGGACCUCACCUGCAAUCCCAUUGGAGCAGACAUCGAAUGCAGUUCCCUCCGUGAUCACAACAUCACAUUCUUUGAAGAUGGAAGACCAUUUUCAUUAUCAACAGGUGACACCUUCAGAAUCUCUGACCAAGGGAUUGAGAGGCUGGGAUCAUCACCUCAAACGGGCCACACAAUUGGUGGUGAAAACUUGGGCAGCUCAUCAAGCCAAAAUUGCGCUUGGAGCUGCGCACCAAACAGGACUUCAACCUACAAAGCUGCUGUCACUCUGCCAAAUGGUUCCUUCUCACUCGCUCUCAUGCACUCGACAUCACCUAACAAAGCAUCGGAUCACCGGAUGGGAGUGUUGUUUCAACGAGGAAUAAGAAUGGAUGGUUAUGCAUCUAUCAGACAGACCUCCAAAACAAGUGGGAUGACACAUCAAGUGAGGAAGGCCGAGAGGAAGCUCUACGUCAGUGCGGUCAUAAAAAUCUCAAAUCAGUCCUUGAUACUGGAUAUCCUGUGGCUUUUGAGUGCGGUAGAGGUAUUCGACCUGGCUUCACCAAGACAGAAGACUUACCUAUUAGUGAUUCAAAGUAAGAAGGGUAAAGGUGAACCGAGAGGUUGGGCUCCUCAUCUUUUACGCUUACAACGAAGUAAGCUUACCCUCUCCAAUAGGCGUAAUGUCAUCUUUUUCGCUCUUUUCAGGCGACUCGAAGCUGCUCGCAUCAGAAACAUUCAAAUCACUCGUAGCAUUAUUCUCCAAAGGUACGGGUUGGCCAAGUACCCACCUUUGUCCGAGCCAGCUGAACAUCUUAUGACCAGCGGCGAUAAUGGUGAUGCCAAUGAAGUAGCGGAUGUCUCCAGCUCCGGCACCGCAGCCAAACCUGCACACAAACAUAUGACGGCAAUCAUGAAUGCUACAACGUUGAGAAUGGUAUACCCGAGAAAUAAGAAAAUGGAUGGUCCUUGGAGAGGACGCAAGAAGCGUGACUCGUCUUGCACAAGUUCGACCAUCCCUAGUACCAUUGACGAGGCCAUUCGGCAGGAGGUAGACAAUGGCGCCUGUAGUAGUGGAAGUGGACGAGCUAUCUCUACACUCUCAAGUUCACCUUCAAGUCUUGUGGGAUACUAUAGCAAAAGAAAUGACAAGUGGAUUACUGCUUUGCCAACUAUCGUGGAAGAGGACAAUAUUCUCCCAAUGACAGAGAUUCUUGGGUUGAAGAGACAGAAUGAGAAGAUAGAUAUUGUCUGA